Siniperca chuatsi (mandarin fish) is the source of this 1633-nucleotide messenger RNA. It is a transcript of the gene aarsd1, whose product is annotated as alanyl-tRNA synthetase domain containing 1. Gene Ontology annotation, biological process: tRNA aminoacylation; regulation of translational fidelity. The transcript has 12 exons. Lineage: Eukaryota; Metazoa; Chordata; Actinopteri; Centrarchiformes; Sinipercidae. The coding region runs from base 123 to 1361 and encodes 412 amino acids. The record is from RefSeq and is a predicted model, not a curated record. Gene Ontology annotation, molecular function: ATP binding; Ser-tRNA(Ala) deacylase activity; aminoacyl-tRNA ligase activity.
AGUUGUUUGUGAUCCGCUAAACCGAGAGAAGAAGAAGAAGCAGCCGCACUGACGCUGUCAGAGUCACUUUAAUUAUAUUAACUCGUAUUUCAGGUAGAGCUUUUCCACAAAAACACUCCAGAAUGGCUUUUCAGUGUCAACGAGACUGUUAUAUGAAAGAGUUUGUUACCUCUGUGGUAUCCUGCUGCCCAGCUGAUCUCAAACAAGAGGUCAAUGGAAAGAAAGAAACUCUGAAGGGCUUCAAUGUCAAGCUCCAAGACACCAUCCUGUUUCCUGAGGGAGGCGGCCAACCGGAUGACCAUGGGCUGAUUGGAGAUGUCCCAGUUUUGAGGGUGACAAGGCAGGGGCCAGAAGCCGUCCACUUUGUGGGCUCACCUCUGGAGGUGGGUCAGGAGGUGCAUGUGAAGGUGGACUGGGAGAGGAGGUUUGACCACAUGCAGCAACACUCAGGUCAACAUUUGAUCACAGCUUUGGCAGAUACAUUUUUUGGAUACAAGACCACAUCCUGGGAACUGGGGCGUCAGAGAAGCACCAUUGAACUGGACACUCCCUCUGUGAAGCCCGCCCAGCUCCAGGCCCUGGAGGAAGCCAUAAACGAAAAGAUCAGAGCCCAUGUCCCUGUAACCGUUCAGCUUCUCUCUAUAGAUGAUCCUGCUGUGGAAAAGGUGAGGAGUCGAGGGCUGCCAGAGGACCAUGCAGGGCCCAUUCGGAUCAUUGAUAUCGAGGGCAUCGAUGCCAACAUGUGCUGUGGAACCCACGUGUCUAACCUUAGUCACUUACAGGUAAUAAAGCUGCUGGGAACUGAGAAAGGAAAGAAAAACAAAACCAACCUGAUCUUCCUGGCAGGAAACAGGGUAUUGAAGUAUGCUGAGAAAAGCUACAGCACAGAGCGAUCACUGGUGUCUCUCCUGAAAACUGGGCCUGAUGAGCACAUUGAGGCAGUUGACAAGUUGCAGAAGUCUGUUAAGCUGCUACAGAAAACUAACCUGAGCCUGCUACGAGAUAUGGCUGUCCUCAUCGCUCAGAACUUUAAGAACGACCCCCAGAGAGGCAACUUCUUCAGCUUGCACAAAAAAGAGGGUGACAAUGAGUUCAUGAAUAUCAUUGCCAAUGAAAUUAACACUGAGGAAACUUUGGUUUUCCUGACUGUUGGAGAGGAGAAGGGACCUGGUUUGUUUGUACUGGCUGGACCCAGUGGACCAGUGGCUGAGAUAGGACCGCGGGUGUUAGAGAUUCUCCAAGGGAAGGGGGCAGGAAAAAACGGACGUUUCCAAGGGAAAGCCAACAGCCUGGCACGAAGAGGGGAGGUGGAGGCUUUUCUACAGCAGCACUGCAAACAUCGCACCUCAGAGGAAGAAUAAACCCAGCAAUGGUUCAAUAAUAAUAAAUAUUUUUAUGUUAUGGUAAACAAUACACUUACAAACCAAUAAGGAUAGCUUACCUGUCUGUCUAUUCAUAUUUCAUUGCAAUCACUAAAAUGAUGUGUUAAAGCACACAUACCAAAUAGAUCAUUUAAGUGAAAAUGUAUAUAAUUGAGACUUCUGUGCAACAUGCAUUGUACAUAUCUGAAUGUUAAAGGUCAUAUUGUUUUUAUUCAUUUAAAACCUCAUCUGUUAAACCUUAUUUUCUAUGA